Messenger RNA from Anastrepha ludens (Mexican fruit fly), 6829 nucleotides. RefSeq names its product HEAT repeat-containing protein 1 homolog. Gene Ontology annotation, cellular component: small-subunit processome; 90S preribosome; t-UTP complex. NCBI's taxonomy places the organism in Eukaryota, Metazoa, Arthropoda, Insecta, Diptera, Tephritidae. The coding region runs from base 166 to 6573 and encodes 2135 amino acids. The record is from RefSeq and is a predicted model, not a curated record. Gene Ontology annotation, molecular function: snoRNA binding. Gene Ontology annotation, biological process: positive regulation of transcription by RNA polymerase I; maturation of SSU-rRNA from tricistronic rRNA transcript (SSU-rRNA, 5.8S rRNA, LSU-rRNA). The transcript is spliced from 4 exons.
AUUUUCUUGCCCGCAUCUCGCAUCUGUUUUGUGUUCACAACACGGUGUUCACUUGUGCUUAGAAACAUUAAAACACGCGUGUUUUUUUUGUGCUGUGCAGAACAAAAUUUACUAAAUAUUGUGAUAAGUUUUUGUGCUUUAUUUGACUUUUACAAGUGACUAAAAAUGGCUACUUCGCUGCAGGAGCAAUUGAGGCGCCUGGCUGUGCCUCAGACUGUGGCAUUGUCCGAUUCGCGCUCUAAAGCCUCGGUGCUGUUUGAUCGCAAGGAAGCUGGCACAAAAACGAGGCGAACCAUCUUUGAAAUCGGGUUAUCCGGAUUGCAGGAGCUCACCGCAAUCAACCCCACUUUUCAGUCGUUUGAAGCUACACUCUUCAAUGAAUCCACCAUCGAAUUGGAGCGCUCUGUUGAGAAGGACGAAGUUAAUACGUUGCUGGACCGCAACAUCAAUAAAUUCCUACGGCAUCUCUCACCGUAUUUCUUGUUGCGCUCAACGCUCAUGUGCUUAGAGUGGCUUAUACGACGUUUUCACAUACAAGAAUAUAAUCGCAGUGCUCUAUUGGCCUUAGCAUUGCCAUAUCAUGAAACCAAUUCCUUUAUAUUGGUACUUCAAGUAAUACGACUCAAGAAACCAGACCCAGAAUGGGAAUGGUUGCGUCCUUUGCAAAAACCUGGUGUACCAGUGCCAAAAUCUGUGCUGCUGAAUCGGGCGGCGACCGAUGUGGCUUUUCUUAAAUUUGUUUGUCAAUCUACAAUGGAUGCUGUUAAGGAGUUGGACACACGCGCUAGCUCGCUACAAACUCAAUUCAGCUUUUAUGCCUCUGUUGUCGUAGGCGCCUUAGAGCAUGCUCCUGUGGUCGAAGAAUGGCAUAUUAUCGCCGUACUACCAUCGUUGCUGAGAGGUUUGCAGUCGGACGUGUUGGAUUAUGCUGCAGCUGCUUACAUUGUUACCACACAGUUGCUGGCACGCACACAGGUUACACCCAAAUUGUGUUCCGCUUUUUUGGAACGCGCAGCUGCUGUGUCACUUGAACGCUUACGCGCAACAGCAGUCUUAUUUCUGGUUUUCCUCUUCGACAAACAAAAGAAGGCAAACCCCCAUUUUAGUGAAACCACUUUGAUGAACUUGGCUACGGAGAAGUGGUUCACCAUAACCUUGGCAAAUUUGGCUAAGGAAAAUGUUUAUGUACAUGCGAUUUAUGUGUCACUGCUGCGAGAUUCCUUAAAAGCCAUACAAAAUGGGCAUGCAGAGUCGGACACCUUAAAAGAAUUUCUUAAGCGUUUGCUAGAUGAAGUGGUACUGCAGAAUGAUUCGGCGCAAGAGGUUAUAAAUGCCUUCCUUAAAUCCUAUAAAGCGGAAUCGAAAUAUUUACCGGCUACAGACUCACAGGAUUGCGAAAUGAUUGAGCUGAGUUCGGAUGAUGAUGGAAGUAGCAGCAGCUUUCAAUCCUGGUAUUCAGAUUACCUGCGAAAACUGGAGCGAAAAUACCCAGUGGCUUUUGAUCUUACAAUAAAGGAGGUCUUAAGCGCCAAGUCUGAGGAAUUACCAAGCCACAGCAAGGCACUUCAACUGGCUUUAGGGUUCCGCUUGAAAACCUUUGACUCAAAUGCCACGAACGUGUACGAACAAAUGUAUCACCACACCGCCAAAAUACGCGCCUUUGCCGUUCAAACACUACUAAGCAAUUUGCAAGAUUACCGCGCGCGUCCACAAAAUAUGCAAUUGCUGCGCGAAUGUGUAGCCGAUCGUAUUGCCGAUGACAGCGAAUUGGUUGUAACGGAAAUAUUGAAAUUGCCUACGAAAGACUUCGUGGAAGUAUUGGGAACUGAUAAAGUAGUUGAAGCUUUAAUUAACAUUUUACACAAAGUGCAGCAGGAUAAAGAGCACUGGGCACCACUCAGAACGUUUACAGUACGCCACUUAACGAGCGCAGAAGUUUUGGAAGGCUACGAUACAAACAUUAUACUACUGGCUCUAAUGCCGAUUCUCUUUCCGGAUGAAAAUGACGAUAAGACAUUUGAGGCCUUAACUGAAAUACUAAAAAGUCCAUUGUGUGAGAAAAUUGGCUUCUUAAAAGAGCUUAAGCUGCCAAAAAAAAGUGAAGCUUUCAACGCUGCAGAAUUCAAAAAGCAAUUUCUCAUCGUAAUAUCCAAGUCACAAGCAACGCCAAGAGGUUUAAGUCUCUUUCGCAGCAUUGAAUCGUACGGUGAACGCAUAUUUACCAGUGCAUUGCAGUUUGCACAUUUUCUGAUGUUAGCAACAGCUUGUCUCAAACACGAAUUGAGCAGUGCCGAAGCAGAAUAUAUAUUUUCGCAAAUCCGCGUGCACUAUCGCCGUUUCAAUGUGCGCCAACUCGAAAGUAAACAAUGGCAUUUGGUCAAGAAGCGCCAAUGCAUACCAUUGCAACUUUUCUCCGAUUUUAUCGCUGCUUUAGCACGUAACACACACUUCGAGCAUCUCAUGGAAUGGGAACAGAUACACGCUGAUUUACGCACAUUUUUUGGCAUUUUCAAUCUGCUCGCCGAGGAAGGCUUCAAUCAGCGCAAUGCGAACCAGCAAAUGGAAUGGUUGAAAACACUAAAAGAAGUAUUCGACAGCAUCUUUGGUAGCGCACAACAGAAGUUGGAGUUUCUCAGCAACUUUUACGUAUAUGAAAGUAAUACCGCCGUUGGUGAAGAUUAUCCGCUGCUGCGUUUACGUGCCUUUAAACUAACGAAUGCCUUGUUGAAGAACAAAAAUAAUAAACUGACGCUAAACAGCUCGCACGUAUAUCGCAUCGCCACCGCAUUGACUGCCGUCUCGGAGACUACGCGUCUGCAGGCGCUUGAAACACUGCAAGCACUACGAGACAGCGCCGAUUUGAGUCCACAUCUGGUGCACUUUGUCGACAGCAUACUGGCGCGCAGCUACGAGCUUGGCAUGGAUCACGAGCAAUUUCCGCUCAUACUGUACACCAUACUCAAGCCAACGCAAAAAAAGCAGCAGCCGCAAAGCCUCAAAGUGUUGCGUGAAAUUGUGCAGUUAGUCACUGCUGAAGAUGCGCUCAAACAUGCUGGCUUCACAGCGCAGGUGCUGAAAACCUUGAAGCACAUAAAUGACUCAAAAUUAUUGGCCGACUUGAUACCUUUGGGGGCGCGAGCUUUGAAAGAGGCGCGCAACGAGGAUGCGCUGCUAAUGUUGCCUGAACCGUACAGCACUAUUCUCCAACUUAUUUGCGAUCGCUUUGAGUGUCAAACUAUUGAAGCUGUCUUGGUGGACCAGCCGGACGCUUGGCAGUUCAUUGAGCAGCUUUUUGCAGCGCACAAGGUGUUUGUGCCGCAUGGCGACAAGUUGCGCGCGGUUCCGUGCGUGCUGCUCGAGGUGCUGGACGAUUACAUUUACGAGAGAUUACCGCAAAAUUACAAAAUUGAAUUGGUGAAAUUGAUUGUGAAGACGAUGGCCGCAUCUAACAAUGAUGCCGUUUUUCUUAGCGCCAAUAAAUUGUUGAAAAAAUGUACCCUGCAUUGUGCGCCACUCGUCGAAAUAUUGGUGCAAAUGUGUCGCAUCGAUGCGGCAGCCGAUACAAAUGCCAAGCGUAAAUCGCUCGCUACGCCGGUCGGCAAGCGCGAUCACAAAGCGCCCAACAACUUGGUGGCGCAGGUGUGCACCGUUGCAUGGAAGCAAGGUGUCGCGCUGUUGGAAUUGCUUGAGUAUAAAAAGAAGCUCGCUGAGGCCGAGCAACUAUUGCCGCCACUUUUCGAUUUAUUGCGCUUCUGUUUGGAGCUGGAGGAUCAAACUGUGGUGGAGUAUACGAAGCAAUUGACACUUUCCACUAUUCUGCAUUGUUGUCAACUCGCGCAGACUGCCGGCAUCAAGCUGGACAAGGUGUUGCCGAAGUCGACCUUCCGCAUUGAUUUGAUCGUGCAAUGUGUGCGCGGCGCACAAAACCCGCAAACACAGAAUAACGCUUUGUUGCUGUUGUCACACUGUGCAGCGCUCUUCCCGCAGCAAGUGCUCCAUAGUGUUGUAGAUGUAUUCACAUUCAUGGGUUCGUCGGUAGUGCGUCACGAUGACGCAUUCAGCUUCCACAUCAUAAAUAAUGUCAUCGAAUCGAUCGUGCCAAUAUUGGUGCAUUCACAAGAGAGUUCAGCAGGCGGCGAAAGCAAUACGGCUGCGCUUGUCAUACCCGUGCUGAAGGUGUUCUCCGAUAUACUGUUGGAUGUGCCAGAGCACCGUCGCUUGCCGUUGUACAGCAAGCUGCUGCUUACACUCGGUGCCGAGCGGUAUCUCUGGGUUUUCCUCUGCAUUGUCUUCGAAGCGCACAUUUUGGAAGAUGAGAAGCAAAGGCUGCUGCAGCGCAAGCAUAAAAAUGCCAAAUCCACAACACCAGCCGCAGCCGCUGAGAAAUUCUCCAAACGCUUGGAAAUCUGCUUGGAGUUGACCAACACGUUGGACCCACAAAUCACGCUGGUUACCUGCAUAGAACUACUUGGUUAUAUCAAAUCGUUGCCGUUUGACACGGAUGAUGGCAAAAAUAGCAAAGGUGCAGGCAAGAAGUUGCCGCUAGCUAUCGAUGCGGCUGAAAUGAGUCUAUUCGAUGUGAAGUGUCGCACCUCUAAGCAGCUGCGUCACUACAAAUACGUCAUCAUGCAGUUUCUUUCGGGCAUUUCCAAUUCAAGUGAGUUUUUGCGCAAGAUUGCGCUUUUAACCGAAGACGAGCAGUUGGCCAUAAAACCGUACUAUCAGAAUUUCAUCAUAAAAACGCUCUCGUACGUGCCCGUUGUAAAUUCAGCCAUAGAAAUGGCGGAGGAAACGUCACAAUCAAAAUUCUGGAAGGUUAUUUUGCACCAUCUGCACGACGUGCUGGACAAUGCCAUCUCACUGCUGUCACCCGACAUGUUUCUCGUCGUCGUACACGGCCUCAUGCAACACCAACUGCUUAGCAUACGCAAAAAAGUGAUUGAAUUAUUGAUUAGCAAACUCCAGCAGCGGGAUGACUAUUUCGAUAAUAGUGAUCCACAAAAUUUCUACAACCUAUUGCAGCCGCUUAAUGAUAUCACCAUGGGCAUACUUAAACAAAAGGAGUCAGCAGCAGCUGCAGAUACUACUGCGCCCUCCAGCUCCAGCUCCAAUGAGUUGGUGUUCUUGCAGCAGACUGCGCUCAUUGCUCUGAAACUCUUGUCGAAAAUGUUUUCUCUGCAACAUAUCGAGGAGUUUAAGGAAAUACUGACGCACCUCAUUAAGGUGCUGAAAAAACGCUCGCAGGUCUCGAAAAUUCUACUGGCAACUGUUGUUUUAACCAUUGUUGAGAUCUCUUCGAAUUUGAAGGCGCAUUCACUGGCUCUACUGCCGAAAUAUAUGCCCCAAAUAAUUGAAAUCCUGCAGGAUCAGGCGAAAUUGGUGCAGGAUCAGCCACCGGAUAAUGUAUGCAUCGCAAUUAUUACAGGUACCCAAAAGCUCUUCGAAUCGCUGCCGCUCUUCUUGGGACCCUACGUAGUUGAUGUAAUAACGGCCCUAAGUACGAUUUCUGCUAACAUCAGUGCUGAUCAAUAUGAGCGCGAUCAACGUUCCACCACCGCAUUGCAUCGCAUCUCGACGAUUUGGUCGAAAAUAGCAAGUGAUGUGCCCGUACGCAUACUCGUACCCAGUUGUGAGAAAUCCUACCGCAAGCUAAUGACCGCCCACAACUACGCCGAUAUUGGUGUAUUAAUGGAACUCUUGCCUGAGUGCAUCAACAAAACAGCCAGUGCUGAUCUGAGUGCCGUACAAAGCGAGUUGAGCGCCUUCUUUUUGCACGCCUUAGAGUUCCGCUUGCAGGUACAAGGGAAUUGUGAACGUGAACGCGUCGCCAGUACCGAAAAAGUAAUUAUCGAGGCAUUCGUUACCUGGGUACUAAAAUUAUCGGAGAGCAGUUUUCGACCAUUCUACCAAAAGGUGUAUGAGUGGGCCUUCAAACAGCAAGCGCAACGCGAAACCAUACUCACCUUCUUUUUGCUCACCAACAAAAUCGCCGAAGCACUUAAAUCGCUGUUUGUACUCUUUGCGCGUGACUUCAUGGACGACACGGCGCAAUUACUAACCGAAUACAAUACUGCAAAGACAACUAUUGACGUCGAUGUGGAGGCGCUAACUACUGACAUUGUAAAAGUCAUCUUGAACACGCUCUACACCAUAUUUCUGCACAACAGCAAAGAUUUCAUCAACAGUCAUCGCUUUGAUUUGCUCAUGCAGCCAUUGGUCGAUCAGCUGGAGAAUCGUUUGGUGCUGGAAAACGAAGAAUUACAGCAAUCGUUGCAAUCGUGUCUGGCCCAAAUGGCAGCAGCCGUGUCCAAUGAUGUAAUGUGGAAACAGCUGAACUAUCAAGUGUUGAUGAAGACGCGUACAAAUGUGCCGGAGGUGCGCAUAUUAUCCUUUAAUUGCUGUUUAGAAAUUGCGCGCAAAUUGGGCGAAGACUUUACGUCACUGCUGCCGGAAACGGUGCCUUUUGUGGCCGAACUGCUGGAAGAUGAAAAUCAGCGUGUGGAGAAAAAUACACGCAAGGCCGUGCAGGAGCUCGAGAACAUACUCGGUGAAUCGUUGCAGAGUUAUUUAUAAGUUGUGCACAAAAUAACUUUUGAACGGCGACCAUUGUGUAAUAAAAUAUUUGAUAAAAAAAGAGAUCGGGAAAAAGUUAUUAAUAUUAUAUAUAUUAGGCACUUUUUUUAAGCUAACUUCUGUCAGUUAAAGCUUAAAAUGCCAAUGUUUCAUGGCUCAAAUUAUUAAACGUCGUAACGGGAUUUGUAGAAAUUAGAAUCCAUAUUUUCACUAAAUAAAUUUCGGCUAUUCAAGUUUUAUUACUUCAUCAAUACAA